This is a messenger RNA of Grosmannia clavigera kw1407, 1002 nucleotides long. Its product is annotated as duf829 domain containing protein. The record is from RefSeq and is a predicted model, not a curated record. Bases 1 to 1002 code for a protein of 333 amino acids. NCBI's taxonomy places the organism in Eukaryota, Fungi, Ascomycota, Sordariomycetes, Ophiostomatales, Ophiostomataceae. The transcript has a single exon.
AUGGCCUCUGAAAUAGCUUCGCCGGCCUCGCCGGCCUCGACGACAGCAGCUGCCGUGUCCGACCCCCUUGGCUUCAUGGAAAAGCUGUCAGAUAUUGUGCAUCUUUAUCGUCCACCUGUCGCUGCAUCUUCCAUCACUACUGGUGCUCCGGCGCUCGUCAUUGUCUGCUCCUGGAUGGAUGCCCAGCCACUCCACAUCGCCAAGUAUCUGGCGCCAUAUCGUGACGGUCUUGUCUUUCCUGGCGCCAAUCCGCCUACAUUGCUAUUGAUUCGGAGCAACAGAGCCCUGGUCUUUACGCGGGCCCGAGGCGCAGCUGCUGUGAAGCCGGCAGUUUCAGUGGUGCAGGGAUUUCUGCCAGAGCUGCAGCAAAGCCAAAGUGAGGAUCAACCUCCCCGACUUCUCGUGCACCUCUUUUCCAACGGCGGAGGUAUCAUGUUGAACCACCUCUACAAUGCGCUGGCCGCUGGCGGUGAUGUGUACCUACCUCGCCACGUCACCAUAUUCGACUCCUGUCCGGGCCAUUUCCGUUACAACGUCGCCGUGGGUACCAUGACCGUUGGGCUGUGGCGCCGGCCGCUGCUCGUGCGGCUCGCCACGCUGUCAGUGGUACAUACUCUCGUGUCCGCCUUCUGGCUGCGCACAAAGUUGUGGACAUUGGCUAUCCGUCUGUCCCGGUGGCCGAGGAGCGGCGGCAGCAAUAACGAACCCAACCAGAUCGCCGAGACCGUCUUGGAUGAUGCAUGGAUUCCGCAAAACAGGAAGAACGGACCCAACAGGAACGAAGUGAGCCGCGUGUAUCUGUAUUCUAUCGAGGACCAGCUCGUGUCGGCCGAGGAUGUAGAGGAGCACGCGGCCGAGGCAAGGGCACAAGGCUUCACGGUGACACGAAUGGUGCUGUUUCCAGAGAGCGGACAUGUGACCCAUGCCAGGACGGAUCCAGAAAGAUACUGGCGAGCGGUGCAGGAGGCAUGGUCGGGGAAAACCGAUAGACGCGUGACUUGA